UCGGCGCUCGAUUGAGGCGCGUGGCAGCCUUACUUCCGGUAUCUGGCUCCGUUACCGGCUUUGGCUUCUUAGGCACACGGUGUAGGCCUCAGGCUGUUUGAACAAUUUAACCCAAAACAUGGAUAUCAGACCAAAUCAUACAAUUUAUAUCAACAAUAUGAAUGACAAAAUUAAAAAAGAAGAAUUGAAGAGAUCCCUAUAUGCCCUGUUUUCUCAGUUUGGCCAUGUGGUAGAUAUUGUGGCUUUAAAGACCAUGAAGAUGAGAGGGCAAGCCUUUGUUAUAUUUAAGGAAUUAGGCUCAUCCACGAACGCCUUGAGACAGUUACAAGGAUUUCCAUUUUAUGGUAAACCAAUGCGAAUCCAGUAUGCAAAAACAGAUUCUGAUAUAAUAUCUAAAAUGCGUGGCACUUUUGCUGACAAAGAAAAGAAAAAAGAAAAGAAAAAAGCCAAAACUGUGGAACAGACAGCAACAACUGCAAACAAAAAGCCUGGUCAGGGAACACCAAAUUCAGUGAAUACCCAAGGAAAUUCAACAGCAAAUCCUCAGGUCCCUGAUUACCCUCCAAACUAUAUUUUAUUCCUUAAUAAUUUACCAGAAGAGACUAAUGAGAUGAUGUUAUCCAUGCUGUUUAAUCAGUUUCCUGGUUUCAAAGAAGUACGUUUGGUACCUGGGAGGCAUGACAUUGCAUUUGUUGAAUUUGAAAAUGAUGGACAGGCUGGAGCUGCCAGGGAUGCUUUACAAGGAUUUAAGAUCACACCAUCCCAUGCCAUGAAGAUCACAUAUGCCAAGAAAUAACGUUUGGGAUAGUUGUCUUUAAAGGACUUGGUGUUAUUUAUAGUGUUUGUUUUGAUAACAUUUGGUCAGGCCAUUUUAAUAGUUUGCGGUCAGGCGGAAGUGAAACUGAAAUUUUUGUGAGGGAUUUAAAAAAUUACCUAGUCUUUCUUGAGCCUUAGUGAAUGAACUAUGAAAUAUGAAGGCCUUAAUUUUGUACAAUAAACUUUUAUUUGUAUUCUA
Messenger RNA from Diceros bicornis minor, 1015 nucleotides. RefSeq names its product small nuclear ribonucleoprotein polypeptide B2 (gene SNRPB2). NCBI's taxonomy places the organism in Eukaryota, Metazoa, Chordata, Mammalia, Perissodactyla, Rhinocerotidae. Gene Ontology annotation, biological process: mRNA splicing, via spliceosome. The record is from RefSeq and is a predicted model, not a curated record. Gene Ontology annotation, cellular component: U1 snRNP. Bases 119 to 796 code for a protein of 225 amino acids. Gene Ontology annotation, molecular function: U1 snRNA binding. The transcript is spliced from 7 exons.